AGUUAUACUGUGAGCUAAUUACUGAGUGUGAGGGAUUGAGUAUCUGAAGAGUUAUGAAUCAAGCCAUACCUGUGUGAGGUCUGACACAGCAGGCAGGAAAAUGAUGUGGGCGGGUUAAAUCUGUUACAGGGUUCACAGAACAGUUUUACUGCAUUUUUUCAGCUAAAAAUAACAGGAAGCCAUGCUGCUGAUUUUUUGGUAACAGCCUUGCUGAAAUUCAAUGGUAUGCCUCUGAGACUGAAAAAAAAGAAAAAAGAAAGAAAAAAGAAAGAAAAAGGUUUCAAGGACCACUUGUCCUCUCUCCUGGUGCACAAAGAGGCACAUAUAAGAUCUUCAUAUUAUCCUUAAGUUGGGUUUGAAAGAUAGGGGCUGAACCAAAGUCUUUUCCCUAGAUCUAAACAUGGAAUUUAACCCCUCAGACCAUCCACGAGCCAGCACAAUAUUCCUCAGCAAAUCUCAAACUGAUGUGAGAGAAAAACGGAAGAGUCUCUACAUAAACCAUCAUCCUCCUGGUCAGUUGAGAAGGAAAUAUAGUUCCUGUUCCACGAUUUUCCUGGAUGACAGCACAGUCAGUCAGCCCAACCUCAAGUACACAAUUAAGUGUGUAGCUCUUGCAAUAUACUACCAUAUCAAAAACAGGGACACAGAUGGAAGAAUGCUCCUAGAUAUUUUUGAUGAAAACCUCCACCCCCUUUCGAAAUCCGAAGUGCCACCAGAUUAUGACAAACAUGAUCCAGAACAGAAACAGAUUUAUCGCUUUGUGCGAACAUUGUUCAGUGCUGCUCAACUAACUGCCGAAUGUGCUAUUGUCACCCUGGUAUAUCUUGAAAGACUGCUAACAUAUGCAGAGAUAGAUAUUUGUCCAGCAAACUGGAAAAGAAUUGUGCUUGGUGCAAUCCUACUUGCAUCCAAAGUUUGGGAUGACCAGGCUGUGUGGAAUGUGGACUACUGUCAGAUUCUGAAAGAUAUCACAGUUGAAGACAUGAAUGAGUUGGAACGCCAGUUCCUUGAGUUGCUGCAGUUCAACAUCAAUGUUCCCUCGAGUGUUUAUGCUAAGUAUUAUUUUGAUUUGCGCUCCUUGGCAGAAGCAAACAAUCUGAGCUUUCCUCUAGAGCCCCUCAGCAGAGAAAGGGCAUGCAAACUUGAGGCCAUUUCUCGCUUGUGUGAAGACAAGUAUAAGGACUUCAGGAAAUCUGCAAAGAAACGGUCAGUCAGUUCGGACAAUCUGACCGUAAUUAGGUGGUCUCCUGCUAUUAUCUCCUAACAGUGAAGUCUGAAAUAGAAAACUCUAGAAGUACUGUUUCUAUCAUCAACUUUGGGUGGGAGGGUUGGUUUGGGUGAUUUUUUUUUCUUUUUUUCUUUUUCUUUUUCCUUAUUUUUAGAUCUGCCUUUACAGUGCCUCCCCUUUUGUGUAGCACACAAGAAUAAAUAUAGGGAUUGGUGAGAAGGAACUUUGGAAGAAGAUUUGUUUUGUUGUUUAUUACAGCUCCUCUCCUUUUUGGUGGGGAGAAGGCAAAUACAUACAUGUGCUUAGAGAAGGAGACAUCAGAAACCAAUACGAGCAUCAUUAAAGAGGAGGAAGAAGAAGAAAAGGUCCUUCAGUGGCAUGAAAACCAAAAUCAUGAAAGAAGGUCGGAAGAAGUGUUACAAGAAAGAAGUUGAAUGUGUUUGACAUCCUCUUCAAUAUCUUCUUGGUUUUCCCCGGUUUCGCAUACUUUUUUGCUCUUUGAUUGAGGUUGUUUUCUCUUCUGUAGCAACCAUGGAGAAGGCCGUACCUGUGGUAGCACAACAUGAGCCUCUGAUUAGAGAGUCUGUUUCUUCUGUCCCACACCUUGAUGUGCUUUUGUUCAUAAGCUGUUUUAUUAGCUUUCUUCCCUUAAUUCUUAUGCAUAUCGUCGUUUCUUGUGUGCUUUUACUGUAUUUUUGGGGAAACGGAUUGAUUUACAGUGCUGAACCCAAAGUAUACAAGAUCAGGUGAUUGAUCAUAAUUCAUUCCCACCCACCCCCCACCCCUUUUUUUUUUUUAAUUUAUAGCGACUGGUUCCAUGAUGCUGCCCACGAGGUGCAUUGUCAGUACUGGUGCUUUGUAGUGUAUUUGGUUGCAGGUGCCUUUCUACCUUUUUUGAGAUGGGUUUAUUUUUCCUUACUGUAAAAGUUAUGGUUGUUGGAAGGAUUCAGGUGACAGUGAAGGUUGGGCCAACUUGGAGACAUCUGCAUUAGAUACAGUAGUCCUUUUACAAGAUUUUCUUAGCGUUUAGAGAUUAGGUAGAGUCAAGGGAGAGAGAUGUAAAGAAAGAGUGAGAGUGAGAAUCUUCUUUUGUACGGCCCAAAUAGUUGAUUUUCUUCACUUCCUGAUUCAAUGUUGCAAGCAAUAGCCUCAAGUUUUUUAUAUGUUUACUUUAAAUGGAAACCAAUCUGUUUAUAUAAAAGAGAAAAAAAAAUGUAAAAAAAAAAGUUUUUGUUCUCGUGGAAAAAGGGUCCAUGGAAGAAGAAGAAA
Messenger RNA from Python bivittatus (Burmese python), 2497 nucleotides. It is a transcript of the gene CCNY, whose product is annotated as cyclin Y. NCBI's taxonomy places the organism in Eukaryota, Metazoa, Chordata, Lepidosauria, Squamata, Pythonidae. The record is from RefSeq and is a predicted model, not a curated record. Gene Ontology annotation, biological process: regulation of cyclin-dependent protein serine/threonine kinase activity. Gene Ontology annotation, molecular function: protein kinase binding.